AUGGCCCAUGAUUGCAUAGCCGAGAUAGAAAUACCUCAUGAUUUGUUGGUGCAAAAUUACAUUGAUCCAAUAGUUGCCAUUGUGUCUGUUACAUAUGCUGAUUUGAUGGAGAAUUUGACGAACAAUGAUUACUUUAAUGACAAGGCUAUCCUAUCCCCAACAAUUAAAGUUGUUAAUCAGGUGAAUGAAUUCAUGUGCUCUAUGAUUCCUGGUGAUUCUGUUGAAUAUUUUAGUAGCGACUCAAUUUGCAAACCAUCACAAGACAGUGAUGGAUUUGAGAACCUUCAUACAACCGAGUUCUUGAAUACCAUUUCUAGCUCUGGUUUGCCCAUGCGUAAGUUGACAUUAAAAGUUGGAGUGCCUAUUAUGCUGUUAAGAAAUAUUGAUCAAGCCUCUGGAUUAUGCAAGGGGACAAGAUUGAGGAUAACACAUUUGGGGAAGUCUGUGAUUGAAUCAAUAAUGUUGAAUGGUUCAAAUCCAAGUGAGAAGGUUCUAAUUCAUCGCAUGGACAUGAAUCCUUCUGAUAGUCGUCUUCCAUUUCAAAUGAAUAGGAGACAAUUCCCAAUUGUAUUAUCAUUUGCAAUGACUAUAAAUAAAAGUCAGGGGCAAUGUGUAGGCCUAUACCUGCCUAAGCCUAUUUUUACGCACGAUCAACUAUAUGUUGCUCUUUCAAGAGUUAAGUCAAUGGAUGGGCUAAAGAUUUUGUUGCAUGAUAACAUGGACAAACAUGUCAAGACAACCACAAAUGUUGUGUAUAGGGAGGUUUUUAGGAAUCUUAGUGUAGGGGGAAGAGGGGAGGAAUGA
Molecule: messenger RNA, 804 nt
Organism: Neltuma alba
Lineage: Eukaryota; Viridiplantae; Streptophyta; Magnoliopsida; Fabales; Fabaceae
Product: ATP-dependent DNA helicase PIF1-like
Exons: 1
Coding region: 1-804 (267 amino acids)
Biological process (GO): DNA replication
Cellular component (GO): replication fork
Source: RefSeq, a predicted model, not a curated record